UAGUCUCUCCGCGCCGCCCUCGAAAAGCUCACCGCUUCGGCACUUCUCCUCCGACUGCGCUUCUGCCGCCUGCUGCGCCCGCGCCGCCUGAUCUCUUGCCCGCUGGCCUCGCACCCUCUGCCGCCUGCCCAGCAUGUUCAUGACCCGCGACGGCUACGACCGGGGCGUCAACACCUUCUCGCCCGAGGGCCGUCUCUUCCAGGUCGAGUAUGCGCUCGAGGCCAUCAAGCUCGGCAGCACGGCGCUCGGCCUCGCCACGCCCGAGGGCACCGUGCUCGCCGUUGAGAAGCGCGUGCAGAGCGCGCUGCUCGAGAAGAGCAGCAUCGAGAAGAUCAUGGAGAUCGACGCGCACGUCGCCUGCGCCAUGAGCGGCCUCACCGCCGACGCGCGCACGAUGAUCGAGCAUGCACGCGUCACCAGCCAGAACCACAACUUCACCUACGACGAAGAGAUCAAGGUCUCGUCGGUCACACAAGCAGUGUGCGACCUGGCGCUGCGCUUCGGCGAGAGCACAGAAGACGACGAGGCGAUGAUGUCGCGUCCGUUCGGCGUCGCUCUGCUCAUCGCUGGUAUUGACUCAAAUGGGCCGCAACUCUUCCACGCCGACCCGUCCGGCACGAUGGUGCGGUAUGACGCCAAGGCCAUCGGUUCGGGCUCGGAGGGUGCACAGUCGGAGCUGCAAGACAAGUACAAGAAGAAUAUGUCGCUGCGCGAUGCUGAGCUGCUGGCACUGCGUGUGCUGAAGCAGGUCAUGGAGGAGAAGCUCGACGAGCACAACGUGCAGCUGGCCGUCGUGACGCCGCGCACGUCGCGCGACGGCCGUCAGUCGGGGCAGUUCCGCAUCCUGGCCGAGGCCGAGCUCAAGGAGCUCGUGGCCGCUAUGUAGAUGCAAUACACACAUGCGCAGCAGGGUG
Tilletiopsis washingtonensis is the source of this 914-nucleotide messenger RNA. RefSeq names its product putative PUP2-20S proteasome subunit. The transcript has 6 exons. Gene Ontology annotation, cellular component: proteasome core complex; nucleus; proteasome core complex, alpha-subunit complex. The record is from RefSeq and is a predicted model, not a curated record. Lineage: Eukaryota; Fungi; Basidiomycota; Exobasidiomycetes; Entylomatales. Gene Ontology annotation, biological process: proteasome-mediated ubiquitin-dependent protein catabolic process. The coding region runs from base 134 to 886 and encodes 250 amino acids.